Messenger RNA from Nylanderia fulva, 1456 nucleotides. Its product is annotated as serine/arginine-rich splicing factor 7. The record is from RefSeq and is a predicted model, not a curated record. NCBI's taxonomy places the organism in Eukaryota, Metazoa, Arthropoda, Insecta, Hymenoptera, Formicidae. Gene Ontology annotation, molecular function: RNA binding; zinc ion binding.
GGUGGACGUUCUCGUAAAUAUCGUGUGGUGAAAACGCUAUUGAAAAAUUGGUUCUAUGAAAAGCGGUUUCUCUCUAAUCAAUUCGUAAUUUGUUUCUCGAAUCGAUAUGGUGUGUACGAGAAGCCAUCUCGCUAAUUACGGAACUCUCACGAUAUUUUCCAAAAUAAAGCAUAGUUUCUGCCAUAUAGGUCUUCAUAUUUACUAGAGUAAUUUACGAGAAGCCAGCAAAAUGAGCAAGAUGUCACGUUAUCCCUCUGAUGGCAAAGUCUACGUAGGAGAUUUGGGAAGUAGUGCUAGUAAGCAAGAAUUGGAGGAUGCGUUUUCCUAUUAUGGAUCCUUACAAAAUGUCUGGGUUGCCAGAAAUCCUCCUGGAUUUGCCUUUGUCGAAUUUGAGGAUCCUAGAGAUGCGGAGGAUGCAGUGAGAGGUCUGGACGGUCGUACUUUAUGCGGAAGACGCGUUCGUGUGGAACUGUCGAAUGGAAAAAAAUUGAGAGAUAGAGGCUCCUUUAGGAGAGGCACCGGAAGACCCUUUCAUCCAGAAGAUAAAUGUUACGAAUGUGGUGAAAGGGGCCACUACGCUAGAGAUUGUCAUCGCCAUAGGAGUUCUCGCAGAAGAAGGUGGUCCCGUUCGCGAUCAAGAUCACGAUCACGAUCGCGCUCACGUUCCCGCUCGAGAUCCCGUAGCAAUCGCUCGCGCUCGUCGCGACGCAGCCGAUCCCGCAGCAAGAGCGCCGGUGUUAAAGAUAAAUAUCGUAACAAGAAACGCAAGUCUCUUUCCAAAGAUCGAACCAAGUCGAAAUCUCGAUCAGGCUCCAGAUCGCGAAGCAGAUAAACGACGAAGAUAUGAUUUGUGUGAAAUCGACGUCGCUCAGUGGAUUUUUCUUUUGAUUUAAUUGGAAAUCUGCGAUAUAUACUUUUUCGUUACAAUUCAAAUGUAUCAAUUUAUCAUUUAGUGCAUAUAUAGAAGCCACUUGUUUUCGGAAUAUAAUUCUAUAUAUAUAUACACAUACACAUACACACACACAUAUAUAUAUAUAUAUAAAUGACUAAAAAAUAAUUAUUUUGUACACAAGAAGGAAGACUCAUUAUUGUAUUAUGACUUAUGACUACUACAGCUUUUCCAAAGUUCUCUUUGCUCUGUGUUAAUAGUUAGUGUUUAAGUUACUUAUAAAUUAAUAUUUCAAUAAAGGGCUAAUUUUUCCGACAAUGCAUAUUAUAUAUUGGAUAUUUUAAUUAUAUGUUUAAUCAAUCUCAUCGAAAUCUUCAGUUUCGCAUGAAACAAGUACAUAUAUAGUUUAGUUAGCCAAAUUCCAAAUUUUUUUUGCGUCAUUACUCUAUAGAAGGCAGAGCAAGUUAAUAGGCGUAGCAUAUCAAUAUGAUUUAUUUGCGAUUGCGUCAUAUCGCGAACUUCGAAGAAAUUGUAUUAAUGAAUAAUCGAUAAAAAGAGAUUAUUAAA